Messenger RNA from Tricharina praecox, 1637 nucleotides. RefSeq names its product putative mannan endo-1,4-beta-mannosidase C. NCBI's taxonomy places the organism in Eukaryota, Fungi, Ascomycota, Pezizomycetes, Pezizales, Pyronemataceae. The transcript is spliced from 5 exons. The record is from RefSeq and is a predicted model, not a curated record. Gene Ontology annotation, molecular function: hydrolase activity, hydrolyzing O-glycosyl compounds. Bases 213 to 1445 code for a protein of 410 amino acids.
CUAGGAACGUCCCGCCGACGGUUCCGGGAGAAUCGCUGCAAAUGCUAUGUGCAAAGUGUCGAAUCGCCCCAUGGGCCACGCCUUGUGGAUAAUGUAGCGAUUGAGCUUCGAAAUCAGGCGGAGAAAAAAGGAUGUAUAUAACGGACGGCAUCGCGUGCCAUAUCUUCUGACAGCCCCUCACCGCCCGUCCGAAAUCGAAGUACAAUCGCACAAUGCUCAUCGGCAACCUCCUCCCACUCCUUGCGGUCAUCGGCUCUGCCGCGGCAGCUCCCAGCUCAAAGCCACGAAAGGGCUUCGUCACGACUUCGGGCACCAAGUUCCAGCUCGACGGAAAGGACUUCUACUUCGCGGGGAGCAAUGCGUACUAUUUCCCCUUCAUCAACAACCAAACCGACGUCGAGAUUGGCCUCAAGGUCGCCAAGAAGGCCGGCCUGAAGGUAUUCCGCACGUGGGGCUUCAACGACAAGAACGUAACGACGUCCGCGACCGGCCUUCCCGCAUACGGCGGCGAGGGUGCCGGGGCCACCGAGGUGGUAUUCCAGCGCUUCGACAACGGCAAGCAGAUCAUCCAGAUGGGCUCGAACGGGAUUCCGGCGUUCGACAAGGUCGUUCGUGCGGCCGAGAAGACCGGGAUGAAGCUUGUGGUGGCGCUCACGAACAACUGGGCCGACUACGGCGGCAUGGAUGUGUACACCGUCAACCUCGGCGGCAAGUACCACGACGACUUCUACCGCCUGCCGGCGGUCAAGGCCGCGUUCAAGAAGUAUGUCGCAGCGUUCGUGGGCCGCUACAAGGACUCGGAGGCGAUCAUGGCGUGGGAGCUCGCCAAUGAGCCGCGCUGCGGCGCAGACGGCGUCCGUAACCUCCCCCGCAGUGAGAACUGCACGCCCGCGCUCAUGUCCGCCUGGAUCGAUGAGAUGUCGACGUUCGUCAAGAGUGUUGACCCCCACCAUCUGGUCACGUGGGGCGGCGAGGGCGCCUUCAAUAUCGUGAGCGACGAUUGGGCGUACAACGGCGCUGACGGGAGUGACUUCGACCAUGAGCUCGCGCUCAAGAAUAUCGACUAUGGUGUCUUCCACAGCUACCCGCAUUGGUGGACGAAGACGCUGGAGUGGGGGAACCAGUGGGUGCGGGACCAUGCCACGAGUAUGCGGAAAGUCGGCAAGCCCGUGGUGCACGAGGAGUACGGCUGGUUGACGGCCGAGAAACAACUCGAGUACCUCGGCAAGCAGGACAACAUCACGCGCACCGAGGCGGUGGGAGGAUGGCAGGAGAUCGGGCUCAAGGAGAAGCUCUCUGGCCAAAUGCCCUGGCAGUACGGAUACUCCGGUUACUCCUUCGGACGGAACCACAACGACGGUUUCACAAUCUACAUGGAUGAUGCCGAGGCGAAGACGUUGGUGUACGACUUUGCGAAGAAGGUGGAGAAGUUGAACAAGAAGUAAUGGGUGCAAUAUCGAUACAUAGUGGUAGUGUAAAACAGAGUGGAUUUGUAGCUAUAGCAGGACUCCAGUAGUUAAUCGGAGCAAGUUGAGGAGUAUUGAGUGUAUUACACCCUUUGGUUCCAGCCUCCAUGCCGUACGAAUACAAUUUUUCUAUAUCUAAAUAUCAGAUAUCCACAUGAACAGAUGUACAUA